Molecule: messenger RNA, 1044 nt
Organism: Plasmodium knowlesi strain H
Lineage: Eukaryota; Apicomplexa; Aconoidasida; Haemosporida; Plasmodiidae
Product: conserved Plasmodium protein, unknown function
Exons: 1
Coding region: 1-1044 (347 amino acids)
Source: RefSeq, a predicted model, not a curated record
AUGAGUAAAUCUGUCAGAAGGGGAGAAAUAUACUUUAACGGCGUUUUUAAAUAUUAUAAGAAGAAAAGCUUGCCAGUGCAUGGCGAUGCUGGUUAUGGCGACCUUUCAACAGAGAGGGGAUACGUAUGCCCAAUAAGGGAGAAAAAUAGUACACAUAGAAUAGGAAGGAAGCGGGAAAAGGAUAAUCACGCGGAUGAUAACGUGGACUGGGAAGAGGAUACUGGCCUGGAGAUAGACAAGAUAGACGAAGGGGAAGAAACUGAGAAAGAGCGAGAGGACGAACAGGAAGAACAACGGGGGCGCAAACCAAAACGACUGCAACAAAGAGGCGAGAAAUGGAGAGAAAAACCUCUAGAUCGAUCAAAGGAGCAGAACAGGGUCCCCCCAAAACUCACCGCUAUAACAGGCGACGCAGUGGAGGCACCCGUGAGAAGGACUUUCCCCGAAGGAAUAUUAAAAAAACGCUAUCUUCCAAAACCUCGAAAUGUGUAUAAUUCCAAUGCGGAAUAUGUAGGUCUUAAUGUUCCUCCCGAAUUCAACAAAAUGGAUAUUUCAUUAAAUGAUAAGAGUGGUAGCGCUGGACGUGAGUAUUCUAACACGUUGAAUAAAAAAGGAAAAGGAAAAAAACCAAUAAAAUCGAAGAAUUCUUCUCCAAAAAAGAAGUGUACUUUUAAAAAAAGUAUUUUACUUAGGAAAAAAAAAGCAAGAUUAAAUGAGGCUUAUGACAAUCCGAUAUAUUUCGACAUGUAUCACAGCUGCGAUGCUGCACAACUACGCGGCAAUAGGUCUUAUAUAAGAAAAAAUAAAAAGAAAAUAAACGGAGAGAAUUGUAAAUACAAGUACGAACUUCCCACUAUCGCUUCCUUAGGAAAGGCCAAAAAAUUAAAUUAUUUAAACUUUACAAUUAACGAAGAUGAAAUGACUAAGCAGCAAAGGAUGCUUCUCGAUAAUUUAUCAAACGUGUGCUUUGGCGGUAACCUUCUGUACAACGUUGCGCAGCCAUGCAAGAAGUUGAGGCGUAAAAAGGUAAAACCUUACCUAUAA